AUGGACACUGAUCAAGAAAUCAAGCAAGUUUUAAUUACAAACGAGGACGCAUCCAGAUCCGACGACGAAAAUUCUCCGAUCGAACAGGUAGCACUCACAGUUCCGGUAAUCGACGAUCCAUCCCUACCGGUCUUCACUUUCCGAACAUGGAUAUUAGGAACUCUCGCCUGCGUUUUUCUCUCUUUCUUGAACCAAUUCUUUGGGUUCCGCCGAGAGCCUCUUUCAGUCACGGCAAUCUCAGCGCAGAUUGCGGUGGUUCCGUUGGGUCACCUAAUGGCAGCGACGCUGACGGACAGAGUUUUCAUGAAAGGGAAGAAGUGGGAGUUCACGCUGAAUCCCGGGAAAUUCAACGUGAAGGAGCACGUGCUUAUUACCAUAUUCGCUAGUUCGGGUGCUGCUAGUGUUUACGCUAUUCAUUUCGUUAGCGCAGUUAAGGUUUUUUACAGGAAGGAGAUAACGGUGUUGGUUGCGUUGUUGGUUGUUUUGACGACGCAGGUUUUGGGAUUUGGUUGGGCCGGGGUUUUCCGUCGUUACUUGGUGGAGCCCGCUGCUAUGUGGUGGCCGCAAAAUCUCGUCCAAGUGUCGCUUUUCAGGGCACUACACGAAACAGAGGAGAGACAGAAAGGAGGGUUAACACGAAAUCAGUUCUUCCUUAUAACAUUUAUAUGCAGUUUUGCAUAUUAUGUGUUUCCAGGCUACUUGUUCCCAAUGCUAACAUCACUCUCUUGGGUAUGUUGGGUGUUUCCCAAUUCAGUUAUAGCACAACAGCUAGGUUCAGGGUUAAAUGGUCUUGGACUUGGAGCUGUUGGAUUUGAUUGGUCCAGUAUAUGUUCUUAUCUUGGUACCCCUUUGGCUAGUCCAUGGUUUGCUACAGCUAACAUUGCUGCUGGUUUUGGCAUUUUCAUGUAUAUCGUUGUUCCUAUUGCUUAUGGCCUUAAUCUUUACCAUGCAAGAAGAUUUCCCAUCUUUUCAGAUGGUUUGUUCAGCUCUAAUGGUAAAAAGUAUAACAUCUCAGCUAUUACUGACUCUAACUUCCACCUUGAUUUGGAAGCUUAUCAACGUGAGGGCCCUCUUUAUCUUAGCACCAUGUUUGCUAUGUCAUAUGGUAUUGGUUUUGCUUGCCUUUCUGCAACUCUUGUUCAUGUCUUGCUCUUCCACGGGAGUGAUAUAUUGCAGCUAAGUAAGUCUGCUUUUCAAGGAAAGAAGAUAGAUAUACACACGAAGAUCAUGAGAAAAAAUUACAAACAAGUUCCUGAAUGGUGGUUCUUGUGCAUUCUUUUGUUCAGCAUUACGGCAGCUAUGUUUGUGUGUGAGUAUUACAACGAUCAACUCCAGCUACCAUGGUGGGGUGUGAUGUUAGCAUGUGUUGUUGCUGUAUCAUUUACUCUUCCUGUUGGAAUAAUCCGAGCUACGACAAAUCAGGCACCUGCUUUAAAUGUGAUAACAGAGUACAUAAUUGGAUACAUCUACCCUGGCUAUCCUAUUGCAGUCAUGUUGUUUAAAGUGUAUGGGAACAUGAGUAUGAAACAGGCGAUUUUCUUUUUGCAAGAUUUUAAGCUUGGCCAUUACAUGAAGAUUCCUCCUAGAGCAAUGUUCUUGGCACAGGUACUUGGCACAAUAAUAGCUGCAAUUGUGCAUCUAUUGACAGCAUGGUGGCUAAUAGAAACAGUUCCAGAUAUAUGCCAUAGGGAAUUGCUUCCAGCAGGAAGCCCGUGGACUUGUCCAGGAGAUCAUGUAUUCUAUGAUGCAUCUGUGAUAUGGGGUUUGAUAGGGCCUCGCAGAAUAUUUGGAAAUCUAGGACACUACUCGGCCAUCAACUGGUUUUUCUUGGCUGGUGCUACUGCUCCUUUAGCUGUUUGGCUAGCACACAAAGCCUUCCCUGAUAAACCAUGGAUUAAACUUAUUACUAUGCCUGUGCUCUUAGGAGCAUUAUCCGAAAUGCCUCCAGCUACACCAGUUAACUACACUAGUUGGGUUCUUGUUGGAUUUGCCUCGGGAUUUGUUGCUUACCGUUACUAUCGUGGUUGGUGGACCCGUCACAACUAUCUCUUGUCUGGAGCACUUGAUGCUGGAUUAGCCUUCAUGGGAGUUUUUCUUUACUUGUGUUUGGGGAUGCAGCAUAUCAGCCUAGAUUGGUGGGGUAGUAACUCAGAUAGAUGCCCUUUAGCUUCAUGUCCAACUGAUUCUGGUGUCAUAUCUAAAGGGUGUCCUAUUUUUUGA
Molecule: messenger RNA, 2220 nt
Organism: Lathyrus sativus (Indian pea)
Lineage: Eukaryota; Viridiplantae; Streptophyta; Magnoliopsida; Fabales; Fabaceae
Source: the annotation of a GenBank genome assembly